Molecule: messenger RNA, 1262 nt
Organism: Brachypodium distachyon (stiff brome)
Lineage: Eukaryota; Viridiplantae; Streptophyta; Magnoliopsida; Poales; Poaceae
Product: expansin-B6
Exons: 3
Coding region: 84-893 (269 amino acids)
Biological process (GO): sexual reproduction
Cellular component (GO): extracellular region
Source: RefSeq, a predicted model, not a curated record
UGGUCCUCCCUUGAACCAUCAGCACACAGACCAGUGUCCACAGUACAACAACUACUAGUAGCAACUACACUUUCACUGAAGAGAUGGCUAUGGCUGGGGCCGUCGCGCUCAUGUCCGUGCUUGUUGCCACCUAUGGCGCUUGUGCCGCCGCCGCACAGCAGGAGCAGCAGCCGGCCGAGAACUACGACACCUCCGCGGCUUACAGCUCAGGCUGGCUCCCCGCCAGGGCCACCUGGUACGGCGCGCCCACAGGCGCCGGCCCAGAUGACAACGGCGGUGCGUGCGGGUUCAAGAACGUGAACCAGUACCCUUUCUCCUCCAUGACCUCCUGCGGCAACCAGCCUCUGUUCAAGGACGGCAAGGGCUGCGGCUCCUGCUACCAGAUACGAUGCGACAAGGACCAAUCCUGCUCGGGCAACAUCAAGACGGUGAUGAUCACGGACAUGAACUACUACCCGGUGGCCCAGUACCACUUCGACCUGAGCGGCACGGCGUUCGGCGCCAUGGCGAAGCCUGGCCUCAACGACAAGCUCCGCCACUCGGGCAUCAUCGACAUCCAGUUCAGGAGGGUGCCGUGCAACUUCCCCGGUCUCAAGAUCAACUUCCACGUGGUGGAGGGCUCCAACGCGGUCUACCUGGCGGUGCUGAUCGAGUACGAGGACAUGGACGGCGACCUGACCCAGGUGGACAUGAAGGAGGCCAACUCCGGGCAAUGGGUCCCGAUGCGCGAGUCCUGGGGCUCCAUCUGGCGGAUGGACUCCAACCACCGCCUCCAGGCGCCCUUCUCCAUGCGCAUCACCAGCGACUCCGGCAAGCAGCUCGUUGCCAACAAUGUCAUCCCGGCCAACUGGAGGGCCAACACCGACUACCGCUCCUUCGUUCAAUUCAGCUGAUCAUCGAUUAACUGACCAACCCCGGCCGGCCCGAUCGAUCGAGCCAGACACGUGCUCUCUGUCGAUCGGUCCAAAUCACUGCCUUAAUUUAUUUGCUCUUUGCAUGGGAUCGAUCAGGAAGUUUGAUGAGAUGCCGUCUGUCGGGCGUGUCAUAUAUGUGUGCAGUGGGGCGUCGUCCUGUAGCGUCCUCAACAUGCAUGUUUUCGGAAGAAGGGGAGGAAGGCAAGCUUUGCAUGUGCUCCAUCUCCCGUCCACUGACACUACCCAUAUGGAGUACAUCAUACUACCAGUGUGUAAUCAGAUCCAAGUUAUAAAUUUGUAAUUUUGUAUACGUACAGUGUGCGAUAUAUAUUCAAUUUAUUUCUCUGA